Molecule: messenger RNA, 1596 nt
Organism: Cryptosporidium muris RN66
Lineage: Eukaryota; Apicomplexa; Conoidasida; Eucoccidiorida; Cryptosporidiidae
Product: ATP-dependent RNA helicase DBP6, putative
Exons: 3
Coding region: 1-1596 (531 amino acids)
Cellular component (GO): nucleus
Molecular function (GO): ATP binding; nucleic acid binding
Source: RefSeq, a predicted model, not a curated record
AUGGUAACUAGUAUACCUAACUGGACUAAAAGAUGGAAAAUUGUUGAACAUUUAACUGACGAAAAAGAAAAUAAUAAUAAUGAUCAUAAAGAUAAAGAUAUAUUAAAGAUCUUACAUAAAAAUAUUAAGAAAGGAAUUAAAUCAAUAAAUGGAUUUAAAAAAUUCUUCCCUAUUCAAUAUAAAGUAAUACCAUAUAUAUUAAAAGGAAUUAAUAAGGAUAGAAAUAGCUUAUAUUCAAGUGAUAUAUGUAUAUCGGUUCCCACUGGAGAAGGUAAAACUUUAUGUUAUGUAAUACCUAUAAUUAAUUAUCUUCAAUCAAAGUCAUUUCAACAUUUAUCAUCUUUAAUAUUAGUACCAACUAGAGAAUUAGCAAAUCAAAUAAAAAAUACCUUUAUAAUAUUUUCUAAUAAAUAUAAAGGACCAUAUCCUAUUCGUUUAAUGACAUUGACAGGUCAAUCAUCAUUCUCAAUAGAAUUACAGCAAUUAAAUCAUAUAAUACCAGAUAUUAUUAUUUGUACACCAGGAAGACUUUAUGAACAUUAUUAUCAUCUUUGUUCUCUAGAAAAUUUAAAUAAUAAUCAAAUACCAAAAAUAUUUCAAUAUAUACGUUUUAUAAUUAUAGAUGAAAUUGAUCGUUUAUUAUCUCAAUCAUAUAAUGAUUGGUUAGAUAUUAUUAAUUGUAUAAAUAAACAAAUAUAUAUAAAUACAAAUAAUGGUGAACUUGGAAUGGGAAUUAAAAAACCAUUAUUAAUAUUAUUAUCUGCAACAAUGGCAAAUAUUCAUUAUAAACUUAAUGAAUUACAAUUAGUUAGACCUAUUUAUUUUAUAAAUUCAACUCAUGGUGAAUCUAAAAUACCAUCUAAAAUAAUUCAAAAAUAUAUUAAAAUAGGAGAAAAUGAAGAUAAAUAUUUAAUAUUAUUAUCUUUAUUAUAUGAAUUAUAUUUUAGUAAUAAAAAUAUUUUACAAUAUAUAAAUAAAACUAAUAUUAUUAAUAAUAAUAAAGAUAUUUUAUUAAAGAUUAUUGUAUUUUGUUCUACAAAAGAUACAGCACAUAAUUUAACAAAAUAUCUUCAAUAUCAAUUUAAUAAUAUUAAUAAAGAAGAUAUUUUAUAUUUAAAUAAUUAUAAAGAUAAAGAUGAAAAUUAUUUUGAAGAUAAUAAUAUGGAAUAUAAAAAUUUAAAAGAAUUAGAUUAUAAUAUGGAUAUGAUGAAUACUGCUCCAUUAUUGAAUAUAAAAAUAGAAGAAUUUUCUAGUUAUUUAAUGCAGAAAGAAAGGAAUCGUUUAAUAAAAGAAUUUUCUAAAAAUAAAUAUAAUAUACUUGUUUGUUCAGAUAUAUUAUCUCGUGGUAUUGAUAUUUCAGAUAUUGAUAUAGUUAUUAAUUAUGAUGUUCCUAUCAAUUGGAAAGUAUAUAUACAUAGGAUUGGUAGAACAGCUAGAGCUGGUAAAGUUGGAUAUACAUUUACUCUUGUAGAUAAAUAUCAGAUGAAUUAUUUUAAGAAAUUAAUAAGAAAUAAUCAUAAAUUUAAUAAUCCUAAGAUACAGAAACAAUAUUUAUCAAUUAUGAUUAAACCAAAGUUAUUAACGAAUUCUAUAUAA